AUCCAACAGUGAUCAUACAAAACGCUCCUUUCUUUUCCCUUCCGUCAAUUGCGGCCUUGUUACUUUGUCUUGAGUACGUACGUACUUCUAAGUUCAUCAAUUUGGCCAUAGAUGCACUUCGUAGAGGCGACCUCGAUUUCCGAGAGGCCUCGCUCCCUUGCCCCAAUGGCCUCAUACAAUAGAUCAAUAGCAAAACUAUUUGCCCGACGGCCAACAAUAAACAACAAUGAGAAAUCUGUCUUGUUCAACCUGGGGACAAAAUACGAAUCGUCGGACAUAGUGAACUACCGGGCCCGGAAUCAACAGGGCAGCAUUUUUAGACAUCAAAUUCGCCGAAGCAGCACUAGUCCUUUACCAUAUCAACGUAGUUCUGUAAGUUUAUCCGAUGAGUUAAGAGUACUGAAUUCGUAUACUCAUAUCACACAGGCUCGAUAUGGUAGCAUUGCAACAAUGGUUUUGCUAGGAGGGUGUGCCGGGCUGUGGUGGUUGCAGGAGAAAGAAGCGGAAAGAAAAGCCAAGUCUGAGAGUCGAGGGAUUUCCAAUUUUUUUCACAGAGGAGAUAGCACGCCAGCGAAAAAAAGCCAGACAGCUCAGAUUGUUGAAUUUCUGCAAGAUCGGGAUAAGAACUUCAUUUGCUCAAGAGAAAACGUAGACGAAGGGCGAUGGGUAAGUAACCAGUGUUCUACAUCUUGUUAUGUAAUACCCGAAAAGGCAUAUUAUUACGUCCUGGAAUCUUUUUCGAAGGUUUCAACUUCAACAUGACUAACUACUCUGUCUAGUGGGUUUUGAUCACAGCAACCUUCGCUCAUGGCUCGUGGUGGCAUCUUGGCUUCAACAUGUUGGGCUUAUACUCACUUGGUCCCCAUGUGAUCAGGACUGCUGGUUAUCUUGGGUUUGGGAUAAUAUGGACUGUGGCUGGUAAGUACCUCUUCGAAUUCCGUAGCGCAUUCUUUCUUUGGGUGAAUGUCAAAACUGUCGUAUAUCCAGCAACGCUAUCGAAUUUCAAGACGUACACUUCAUCCUCCGUUUAUUCAUUCCCAGAAACUUGCUAACCCUCUUGAAACACGACAGGUAUUAGUGGCGGUGCUCUCCGAGUUUACUGGCCUGAAAUCAGGAAACAAUUGCCACAUAAUGUUGCCUAUGAAAUUGGGAACUUUCUGAAACUGGAUCGUGAUAGCCAAAUCAUGGUUCGAUCACUUGGUGCAUCAGGGGCUCUGUGUGGGCUAUUCGGUUUUAUGGCAGCCAUUCAUCCUGCCUUCUUCUUACAGGGUGCUCUUAUGCAGGUUGGAAUUGAUGUCUAUUGUCUUGCAACAGAUGCCUUCUCUAAUAUAGGUACCGUAAGAAUUGGUCAUGAAGCCCACUUGGCAGGAACUGCAACCGGCGCGGUACUAGGCUUGGGAGCUGUGUUGCUGACCAGGGGUAAAAUCAAACUUAUGUAG
This is a messenger RNA of Hymenoscyphus albidus, 1439 nucleotides long. The record is from the annotation of a GenBank genome assembly. NCBI's taxonomy places the organism in Eukaryota, Fungi, Ascomycota, Leotiomycetes, Helotiales, Helotiaceae.